Molecule: messenger RNA, 495 nt
Organism: Podarcis lilfordi (Lilford's wall lizard)
Lineage: Eukaryota; Metazoa; Chordata; Lepidosauria; Squamata; Lacertidae
Source: the annotation of a GenBank genome assembly
AUGUGGUGCAGGUUCACCCCUCGGAAAGUAAGUUGCCAACCAGGAGCUGAUAUAGCAUGCCUGAUAAAGGAGUUGGUGGCAGUCCUUGGUGCUUACAUGGGACCAUUUUGCCACAGUAGGGUGGGGCUCAAGGCAGGCUGUGACAUUGUGCUGGCAGAAAGGGGCAUGGUGCCCUAUUUUGUGUGCUGCAGUGCUGACGCCGUAAAUCACAGGGGUGCAAAAAGUCUGCCUUUUUUGAGAGCAGACGUGUGGCUUAUAAGUGCAUCUCCUGUGUCUUUAACAAAAUCCGGACACAGCUGUAGUCUGGCCGCUUUUGACCACGACACGUUAACUUCCAUGCUUGACAGUGCAUUAUACGUAAGCCAAGUGAGGGAGGAAUUUAAGGUGACUGUUCCAUCAGUGCAAGAAUUUCGGAGUGUUAGAUGGAACAAUUCCCUCUUCUCCCCCCCUCCCCCCCGGCACUCUGCUCCUGAUCACCUCUUGGAAGUGCACUGA